Messenger RNA from Morus notabilis, 439 nucleotides. Its product is annotated as pullulanase 1, chloroplastic-like. NCBI's taxonomy places the organism in Eukaryota, Viridiplantae, Streptophyta, Magnoliopsida, Rosales, Moraceae. The annotation marks the transcript as partial. The record is from RefSeq and is a predicted model, not a curated record. The transcript has 2 exons.
AGUGAGAAACCGGCAAAUCGCAAAAGGUCCAAAAGAGGGAAAAAAAAAAUGCCCCUUCUACGCUCGUCUCACCUUCUUCACUCACACUUCCCAACGGCUCCAACGACCAACCGCUAUUUCCCGCCACCGGGCCCAACGACCAACCGCCUUUCUCUUCCAUCCCCGCAACGACGUCGUUUAUUCACCUCCACAGCCCAAAAUCCCUUCCUCUCUCUCCCAUUCCACGCCAAGCCUCUUCUUCGCUGCUUCUCCGCCUCUUCCAUGUCCGCUUCAACGGCGUCUCCUUCGACCUCUCAGGAUUGUAGUUUGUUGUAUUCGAGGGCGUAUUGGGUGAGUGAAUCGAUCAUCGCUUGGAAUGUGGAUGUUGGAAAUGGUUCUUGUUUCCUAUUUGCUAGCAAAACCGCUGAUUUGUCACUUACGGAGAACGAUGGUGUUCAAG